Messenger RNA from Aphanomyces astaci, 7212 nucleotides. RefSeq lists its product as hypothetical. Bases 1 to 7212 code for a protein of 2403 amino acids. NCBI's taxonomy places the organism in Eukaryota, Oomycota, Saprolegniomycetes, Saprolegniales, Verrucalvaceae. The transcript is spliced from 15 exons. Gene Ontology annotation, molecular function: zinc ion binding; protein-containing complex binding. The record is from RefSeq and is a predicted model, not a curated record.
AUGAGCUUCAAGGUUGUGUCGUCUGCACGCAAGAGUACGGCCAGGUCAAACGGGCGUGUGGCCCCCACCAUGUUAGCCGACACAGACACCAUGGACAGCAUUUCCGACAUUCGGCGAGGCAAGUUGACGUGGGAGAUUUUGUACAAGUCGUCCAGCACGUUCGACCCCGACUCGAGCAAGGUUCAGAUGUGGCAUACGUUCUUGCUAGCCCUGGUAUUGUACGACGCGUGGCUCGUGCCCCUGCUAGUGUCGUUUAGUCAGCUCAACCCAGCUAUUUGCCGCAAGACAUGGCUUCAAAUGCUUGCGACGGCCGGUGAAGUGUUCUUUGUGGUCGACGUCUACGUACAUAUGCAUUCGCGGUUUUAUCUGUUUGGGGACCCUAUUCGGGAUGUCAAGUUCAUAAGGCGGUACUAUUUGAUGUCGUGGGGAUUUCCACUCGACUUACUUGCACUGGUUCCGAUCAAUACGAUCAUUCCGGCACUGGCAUCCACCCAACCGUGUGGACUUGGCCUACUCAACAAGCUGCUUCGGCUCCGUAAAGUGCCUGCGUACACGUUGACCUUUGACAAGGUAUUUGCGCGCUACUACAAACUGUGCAAAGUCGUCAAAGCUGUGGUGGUCGUGUACUUUUCGUGCCACGUCAUGGCUUGUGUUUAUGCCUCGUUUGGCAAAUUGGUCGAUCCAUCCAAAGACGAAGACGCGUGGAAAAUGCACGACUUUUCAACCGACGACCAACACACUUCACAGCUCUUGACAGAGUAUCUGGCUGCCCUCUUUUGGUCCCUUGGGCUCGUGUCCAAGUGUGUCGAAGGCCAAGUGCCGCGAACGUUGAUGCAAACGCUGUUUAUGCUGGCAGUCAUGAUCUCCGGGUUUCUCCUCUUUGUGUACAUUUGCGGCACGUUGUUUAUGAUUUCCAAGUGCGACGCCAACAGCACCCAAGAAUUCGAUGCCAAGCGCAAUCAACUGCGGUACAUCUUGUCGUACCACCAAGUCCCUAUGGACAUUCAAUCGCGAGCGGUCGAGUAUUUCGAGGUACAUAGUGUUGACAGCGGCGAAGUCAACGACCGUCACACGAUGCAGCUAUUGUGUCCGUCCAUUGCCAAAGACAUCAAGUACGCCGCACUCAAGGACAUGGUCACAGGCGUGCCUUUCUUUAAAUAUUGCCGCGCCGCGUUCAUUCGUGCCCUGAUCGACUUGAUGGAAACGCAGUCAGUGCCGACCAACUACAUCGUAUGCCGAAAGGACGAGGAAGGCGAAGACAUGUACUUUGUACAGUCGGGUGUUCUGGUCAUUCUCGUCGAUGACAUCAAGCUGCGAGAGCUUCGAAGCGGUCAUUACUUUGGCGAACAGGCCAUUUUCAUGAACCAAAUUAGAAGUGCCGACGUUGUAGCGACGACAUUUUGCAUCCUCCAGCGGCUAUCGCGGGCUCGCGUGCGCAUGGUCAUGCAGGGAUACCCUGAGUGUGAAAGCCAAAUCCUAAGCUGUGUGUCGUCCAUUGCCGACGAACAGCGCAAGAACAGCAGCAAACUCAUCCAACAGCGAAGCCUGACAAAGUCCACCGGAGCAGCGGUGUUCCAUAUCGACGAACACUCGAGCCCGACGGAAGGGUCGACGAAGCAACAAGCCACGCAACGGCGCAUGAGCAAGCGCUUCGUGGGACCCCUGGGGGAGUUUGCAGAUGGGCAAAGUGAACAAGUUGGUGGAAAGAGCCCGACGAUCAAAUUCGUCUUGCACCGAUGUCUUUUGAAGACUGCCAUAUCUCGCAAGUCGACGCUGCGGCUUGUGUGGUUGCUUUGUGUCAUGGCUACGACGGGGUACAACGUCGUGGUGGUGCCAUUUGUGAAUGCGUUUGAGUUGGUGGGAUACCCCGUGUCCGUUUUCGUGCUGAACACGAUAGCUGAUGCCAUUCUGUGGCUGGAUAUAUAUGGCAAGUUCAACUUAACCUACGUCCACGAAGCCGAGCACGUCGAGGAUACGGUCAAGUGUGCCCAGCACUACUACCAAACAACGUUUCUGUUGGACUUGGCGUCGACGAUCCCUCUUUGGGUUGUCCGUCCAUCGCUUCACGUCCAAUUUCGAGUCUUCCGUUUGCUGCGGGUCCUCCGCUUGAAUGAUGAGCUCGACGAAGUGAGUCUGUUUGUCCGCAUCGACAGUCGGAAGCGCAUUGUUCUUCUUGGCAUGGGGUUGCUGAUGUGCUAUCACAUUGCUGGGUGCAUGGCGCACGCAUUAACGCUAUCUCUGGGCUACGGCAUCAGCCAACACGGCUGGCUCCCCCCCAAAACCAUUGAGCUCCAAAAGAUUAUUUCCAACAAUACGGGCGACUUGCUCGGGUACACGUACAUGGACGGAGCCCAAUUUGUGCCGUUGGAGGACCCCCUUGUGAAUGAAUUCAUCCUGCGGCAGUAUACUCGUGCGCUUCAGUACGGCUCCGUGUGUUUAACAGACCUCGGACGCGUGUUGGAACCAGAGACGCUCGAGGAAUUCGCCUUGGCCCUGGGUCUAAUGCUAUGUGGCUUGCUGCUCAUCUCGUUGCUCAUCGAUGACGUGCAAAAGUGCGUGACGGCGUCGGCCGUGGAGCAGAUGCAGUUUUUGACGCUGCGGUCCCAGAUGAUGCAUUUCUUCCGAAAGGAAAAGCUCCCGCAACAGGUUCGAAGCCGCGUGUCGGCGUACUUGGACUUUUGGUGGAGCGCCCACCGAGGGGCCAACAUCAACGAGUUGUUGGGGGAACUGCCCAACACGAUCCGGCGCGACAUUUACGGAUUCGUGUGUGCGCCUGUCCUCGACGUGAUCGAGCUCAUGGACGGCAUGGGCCCCCAUUUCGAACGAGUUUGUGAUAUGUUUCUCGACAACAUCGUCGUCAACUUGUACGCCCAAGGCGAGUUAGUGUACAACCAAGGUGAGUACGCCGACUCGCUGCUCGUGCUGUUGGCGGGCGACGUCAUGUUAUCACCCACAUUGACGGGGCUGCCGCAACGAUACGUCAGGCCAGGCGAGAUAUUUGGCUGCUCGAGUCUUGUCCUGGACGGCGCGUGCAAUGUGCACACGGACAACGCCGUGGCUCGAGACGCUAGUGUAGUCGCGCGUGUGAGUCAAGACACGUUGGCUGCGAUCACGGACGAAUAUCCGACGUUUUGUCAUGGCUUGUUGAAAAAGGAGUACAAGCUUCUGGCUGAGCACAGAGCCAUGGCGCGAUUGCUGGAUCAGUCCGAGUUGGCUGCCAUGUCCCAGAACGGACAGCAUGGCGUCGUGGACCCCAACUCAACUUUCAUGAUGCUGUGGGAAACGCUGCACGUUGCAGUCCUGGCAAUGCAAGUCGUGGGGGUUCCAUAUUUCUUUGCGUUUGGGUUCGCAAUCGUUGGAGUGCAAGGGCGCAACUUCUACGCAGUUGCCAUCGAAGUGUUUUUCCUCAUGGAUAUCGUGCUGAAGACGCGCACUGGGUACUACUCGUUUGGCAACAAGGUGACAGACUUGAAAAAGAUACGAAGCCAUUACCACCACUCGGUCACAUUUGUGUUGGACGUGGUGGCCAUCUUGCCGUUGGAUUGCAUCAAUGUGUACUUGCCUCAUCAAUCCGAAGUGUGGAACCUCAACAAAUUGGUGCGUCUACUCAAGUUGCCGGCGCUAAUCGAAAAGGUGGAGGCGUACUUUUUUGCCAUCAACAUUCACAUCCGCGUGCUCAAGUUGGUGUUUUUCGUCUACUUGCUCGCGCAUUACAUUGGCUGUGCGUGGUACGGGUGUGCGAGCUUUCCGUUGACAAUAUGGGGUCAAGGAGACGACUGUCGAUUCGGAAACGAUACGUGGCUACCAAGCAAAGAUAAGCACUUGACCAACAACGGCAUGUCCCUGACGUUCAAGUACACGAGGGCGUUGUAUUGGGGACUGGGGGUGUUGCUCGGGUUCAACAAGGGGGAAUACCCUGCCACGCCCUUUGAAUGCGUCUUUACGAUGGUCGUACAAACGGCGGGCGUGUUUUUGCUGGCGUAUGUCGUGGGCAAUCUCCUCGACAUUGCCCUAGUCAUGGACGGCAACAACCAACUGUUUUACAGCAACUUGAUUUACGUGCGCAAACUCACGACUUACUUUGACUUUACCGACGACGUCAAGACCAAGAUCCAGCACUUUUACUUUUACCGGUUGUUCCACAGCAUCCACGAAGAGCACGUGCUGACCCACAGUUUGCCGCCCAACCUUGUCGGCGACAUUCGGCUGUUCCUAUUGACCCCCAUGCUGAAAAAGGUGCCGUUCUUUCAGGACGAAAUGGACAACUCAAACGUCGCCCGCUCCCUUGUCCGGCACUUGACGCAGGUUCUGGUGACGCGGCACGAAGUUGUGUGCCACCAGUACGACGUCGGCAUCGACAUGUACUUUGUGUUUGUUGGGUGCUUGAAUGUGUACGUGUCUCACACGGACCGAGACACAGUGUCGGUGCACAACUCGCUCACGUACGAGUCGUCGCACAUGGGCAACAAGGUGGCCGAGCUGCACACGGGGUCUUUCUUUGGAGAGCGGUCGCUGUUUUCCGACCAGCCCCGCAUGGCAACAAUCCAAGCCAAUACAUUCUGCACACUAUUCAAACUCUCCCGCACUCACAUGGAGUCUGUGUUCGUCCAGUACCCGGAAUGGAAAGUCAAGGUGAUUCAAGUCGUCGAAGAGAUCUACAACAUCCGACAACACAAAAACAACCAGCGCAUGGGACCAUCUGUCGUGGAGCCGCCAUCGUCCGAGCAGGCGCCCACUACCAACACUUCCUCCUCGCCCGCGAGUUCAACCCCCGUCGAGUGCAGCAAAGUAAACAGUUUCGUCCUACGCGUCGUCAGCACUGGCAGGCACUUAGCAGAGUCGGUGGUCUUGUGGCUACGUAACACCAAGUCGAUGGUCACAGCCAUCGAAGUUCAGUCGCCAUUCUACCGCGCCUACUUGCAGUUGGUUCGAUGCACGUUGUUGUAUGUGGCCAUGCGGGAGCCCUACGUCGUUACCUUUGGAGCGGCUGCGGGUCCGAGCGCAGGCGCCGCUGUGGUUAUGGGGCUGGACGUUGCAGCGACGAUCGUGUUUGUGUUUGACAUGUGGUUCAAGUAUCACAUCAUCGAGAAGCCCGCGUCGUUUGAGUUUUACGACCGCAUUCCCCACCCCACCCGCGUCGGCCUCGCACUGGACAUUCUGGUCGUGCUGCCACUGGAUUCUGCGCUCGCGACCUUUGGGGGCGGUGGCGUCCCCUGGCGUCUGGUUCGAAUGAUCAAAUUAAGGCAACUCAACCACGUGUUUCGAGAGCUGCAGCGAUUCAGCAUGUCCCACGAACUGAACCGCAUCAAGCUGCUGGCGUUGUACUAUUGCAUCGUUUGCUACUGGACCGCGUGUGCGUACUUUGGGAUGGCGUCGAUUCUGGGGUUUAGUUCAGUGUGGGAGUCGUCGCUUCCUGUGGCGUACUUUGCGGUACGCCCUUCGUCUGCCAGGUUUGACAUGUUGUUUUUAAUGCAUCGGUUCGCUCGGUGCUUGUACUAUGCGGUCAACAUGUACACGGGGGUGGGGAUGGUGUACGAGCCGUCGGCGCCGUUGCAGUAUGCGUUCAAUCUCAUCAUGCACGUGGUGGGGAUCUUUGUCAUGGGGUAUGUAAUUGGGGAAGGCUCGACACUGUGCAUAUACCUGAUUCAAAACGAAGUCGACUUCAAGAUCAACCAGAUGAACGUCAUGGACUAUUUGGCUCGGAAAAACAAGAGCGUGGUCGACACCCACCUCCACGCCCGCAUCCACAACUACCUGUCGUACUGGUGGUCGUUUCAAGAUGGCGUCAACUACCAAGCGAUCCUGGAGCAGCUCCCACUGCGCAUCCGAGGACAGGCCAUAUUUGAAAUCUCGCGCCGAAGUCUAUCGCGUUUUUCCGUGCGGUACAUUCGUCCGUUAGUCCACCAACGAGGCAUCGACCCCAUCAUCCACAAACUGGUGCGACGCUUGACGUUUCAAGGGUACCCCGCGGGCGAGUCGGUGAUUAUCCAGGGCAACAUUGGUCACACCAUGUACUUUGUGUCGAGUGGCACAGUCAUGACGGUGUCGACCUUGCCCAACUUUAUGCCAUCUCGGUUCGAAGAAGGACAGUUCUUUGGCGACGAAGGCCUCAUGGCGUCCACCGUCCGCCACUAUUCGGCCGUGACGCUCCGCGCGUGCGACUUGCUGGCGCUGACGGCCGAUGAUUUUUUAAACACGAUGAACGAAACGCUGCAAACAAAAGAGGGGUGCCGCGUCGCGAGGGGUGUUGCAACGUACCAGAAGAGCUUCAAGUACCGGUUGGCGUACGACAAGGGGUCCCUCGGUCAAAUGAUCUGCAACUGCAUGAUGGACAUGGCGUCGACGUUGCGAACGCUCAGCCCCAUGACCCCGGACGUGGCGGAAAUCAUGUUGGGCCAUUUCACCAAGCUGUUUCUUCCGCCGCAUGUUCACCAAUUGGGGGGGUACGCGCUAGACUCGAUUUCCAUGUGCCAGCAUUGCGAAGCCACGUUAUCGCAUAUUUAUUGCAAGCAAUGUCGCCAAGUGUUGUGUAACAAGUGUUCUUCACUCAUGCACGACAAUACCCACUUGUCGUUCCAUUUACCCAGCAUCAUGCACCUCAAAACACCAAAUGAACCACCUCCAGAGGACCCGAAAACCCCGCGUUUGCGUGAGUUUGUCUUGUCAGUGCUGCCGCGUCGUCGAAACAACACCGUGUCUGCUCCGCCACACGCGUCGUCCAUGACUGGAUUGGGCAUGAGCUCGUCUUUCCACAGCGUCGCCCGUCCUUCGACGUCCAAGCCGCUGCAAACCCAGCGAGAAAACGACACGGGACCGUCGUCCCCACUAGAGAAGCGUUCGGGCCAUGUCAUGCGAUUGCCUAGACGCGACCGAGAGGGGGGGUCGAUUCAAUGCGAUUCAAAUACGGUCGAACCUCACGCCCGGCAACUUGUGAAGUUGUCUCAUACGAAAUCGGAGGCCGCACUCGAUUGCACCGAGCGGUGGCGCGCGCCGGACCCAGUGCGGGGAGGCCAGCACAAUACAACCAUGGACACCAUCAACCACCAGCGCAAACGACACAAACCGGUACAAACAGGCAUGAAGUCUAGUCAAAGCACACCCAAGAUCAUUCGUGUUGUUCAAGCCGCACAAGGCACAUCAACCAACCCACCAGUCGUUAGUGACGCUGGAACCAUGGCCCAGACACCGACAACCACAUCGACGACCAACUAA